GUUUACUUUUGAAAGAUUUACAAUAAGUACUGUUACACAAACAUACUUUUUUUUUUUUUUCAUGUUGGCCGAUCUGACUUCAAGUUUAUGAAUGUCAAACUGGCUCUCCAUAACUUCCAACUUAGUAUAAUCAUUCUUUUUUAUUAUUCAUACGAAUGCAACAAUUCCUUACACUAUGCAACUACAGAUAUCUCCGAUGGUCUAUUUGUAAAAGUGCCAUGGUUCUGCGAAGGUUUUAAUAUUAAUUUCUUUGUGUAUAGAAAGCUAAUCAAUAUAUUUUCGGGGAUUUCGUGGUGCACGCUUAUUCAUAACUAUUUUUUCUGUUGUAAUUUUGUUAUUAACCAGAGCAAUUUUUGUGCUUCAUGACAUAUUCGAUACAACAACUCUAGUAGUCAUUUAUUUUCUUUUAUAUGUCUAUUGAUUCACUUUACAUUCAUUUCUGUUGUUUUUUAUUUGAUUAAUUAGCAGUCAAUUAUCCAAACUCACAUCUCUAACCUGCUCGUUGGAUAUAAGACUCUCCAUAUAGGAUGUACUAUCAAAAUAGCAGAAAACAUGCUACUGGCGUAAGCUUGUUGCUUUCUGUUGUUUUCCUAUGGCUCAUAAGCUCCUUUUUUACCAAUAAUCUGCUGAAUGACCCUAGCUUUUUCAAUCCCUUUUUUAUCACCUACUUGAAUACCGGUACGUUUGUGUUGUAUUUGAUCCCAUGGUAUCUUUUUGAGAGAAAUGAUACAAAAAGAGAGCUUACAGCUCAUACUUCUGUCUAUGAAUCAUUGGAUGAAACACAAAAUCCAUAUACGUAUAGACGAAAGCCGAUGACAUUUCGACAAACCGCCUCUUUGAGCUUAGGAUUCUGCAUUAUAUGGUUUGCUGCUAAUUAUUUCAGCAAUGGCUCUUUAGCGUUCACGAAUGUUGCAUCCUUUACCAUCAUAUCUAGCAUGAGUGGAUUUUUCACUCUGGGGUUAGGAGCUAUUUUCAACGUUGAGAAGUUUACCUUUGGUAAGUUGCUGGCCUUGGUAGCAAGCGUUGGGGGUGUGAUUCUUGUUGUUAUUCAAGAUUCAAAACAAGCAUCUGGCGGGGAUAAUGCACCUUCUCAACCAGCAUUGGGAAACACUUUUGCAUUGUUAGCUGCUUUUCUAUACGGAUGCUAUUCCGUUCUUGUGAAAUUCCAUAUUACAGAGGAGGUCUGCGUUUCUAUGCGUUUGUUUUUCGGUCUGGUGGGACUCUUUGACAUUAUUUUGCUUUGGCCGUUUUUAAUCUUACUACACUAUUAUGGAGUCGAAAAGUUUCAGCUUCCUUCUACUAACCGUGGAAUUGCUAUCUUGCUUUUUAAUGCUGGGAUUACUUUUGUCUCCGAUUAUCUAUGGGUAAUUGCAAUGCUAAUGACUAGCCCUUUGUUGGUAACCCUUGGAAUGAGUCUCAGUAUACCAUUAGCUUUGUUUUUUGACAUCAUUCUCAGAGGUCAUUAUAUAAAUUUUACAUUAAUUUUCGGGUCUCUUCUGGUCUUCGCGGGAUUUAUCGUUGUAAAUUAUAAUCAAACAACACACGUCUAACAACUUUUACAUGCUCCUCCUCCUCAUAUCAAUUUUGUCUUUACAUAAGUUAUUCUCUUUUCUUUGAUAAAUAGUUUUAUUUAUGCGCAUUAGACUCUCCUUUCUUUUCUGGCAACAUCCAAGGGCUUGUAAGUUAUGGAAUCUGUAUGCCAAAACAAUAAUUUAUUUUUUUACCUCCGUUUUUCUCCUUUAUCAUGUCGUUGACUAUAGCUAA
Molecule: messenger RNA, 1764 nt
Organism: Schizosaccharomyces cryophilus OY26
Lineage: Eukaryota; Fungi; Ascomycota; Schizosaccharomycetes; Schizosaccharomycetales; Schizosaccharomycetaceae
Product: membrane transporter
Exons: 1
Coding region: 528-1550 (340 amino acids)
Biological process (GO): regulation of peptide transport; transmembrane transport
Cellular component (GO): membrane
Molecular function (GO): transmembrane transporter activity
Source: RefSeq, a predicted model, not a curated record